GUCAACUCGGUAUUCCAGCAGUCAGUAAACGUGAUGGCUCAUAAAACUGAUGUUUUGAGAGUUUUGAUCCUGUAUAAAUUUGGAGGGAUAUACAACGAUAACGACGUGAUCUGGAUCAACCCAAUCUCCGAAGAUCUCCUCCGGUACCCGACUGUUGCGUGUCUGGAACUGUCGAGAGUCGGAGACUGGCCCAGAGUGGUCAGCAAUGGCAUCGUCAUCUCAAAGCCUAAAGCCCCCUUUUUAAUUCAUGUCUUGGAGUCUUAUUGGUACUUUAGAGACGACAUAUGGGCACUCAACUCGGUCCUGAUGUACUACAAGAUCCUUGAGAGAUACCCAGACACAAUCCACAUCGACAAGAAGCUACAGAUCGAGUGCGGCAAUGAAAACCUCUACAGCUGUCAUCCCGUUUGGAUUGAGGAUUCGGAGAACAAACAUCAGCCCUAUACCAUACAGGACGCCACUGCUGCCCAUUUUACCCAUCUGGGAUACCCAUCUAUUUUCAAAUCUUUUGCGGACAUAAAAACCAAAAGUGGGAUCGGCGUUGAGUUGGCGAAUCGAAUCAUGCAAUCAGUGAGACAAACAGGAAAAAACUAUUUGUUGGAUGAUAACUGAAAUGUUUACUUCAUCUUUUUUUUUAAUCACAUUUUUAAAAACCUUUUAUUUGAAUGAAAUAGAGGUUUUUAAUCUCGAUUUAUUUU
Messenger RNA from Physella acuta, 698 nucleotides. RefSeq lists its product as uncharacterized. The record is from RefSeq and is a predicted model, not a curated record. NCBI's taxonomy places the organism in Eukaryota, Metazoa, Mollusca, Gastropoda, Physidae.